Molecule: messenger RNA, 2302 nt
Organism: Mustela erminea (ermine)
Lineage: Eukaryota; Metazoa; Chordata; Mammalia; Carnivora; Mustelidae
Gene: UXS1
Product: UDP-glucuronate decarboxylase 1
Exons: 17
Coding region: 138-1553 (471 amino acids)
Biological process (GO): D-xylose metabolic process
Cellular component (GO): cytoplasm
Molecular function (GO): NAD+ binding; UDP-glucuronate decarboxylase activity
Source: RefSeq, a predicted model, not a curated record
GGGGGCGGGGCUCUCCCGGGCCGCCGCCGCUGCUGCCGCCGCCGCCGCCGCCGCCGCCGCCUCCGUCCCCGCCGCCGCGCAUUGUGCAGCAGGCGGCCCCCGCGCGGCAGGGCCCUGGACCCGCGCGCCUCCUGGGGAUGGUGAGCAAGGCGCUCCUGCGCCUCGUGUCUGCCGUCAAUCGCAGGAGGAUGAAGCUGCUGCUGGGCAUCGCGCUGCUCGCCUACGUAGCCUCUGUGUGGGGCAACUUCGUUAAUAUGAGUAAAAAUAAAAGAGCAGCGAUCACAAUUGCGGUGCUGGUGGUGGGCUUGGCAGUCAGAUGCCCCUGCACUGGGCUACUAAGGUCUAUCCAGGAAAAUGGCGAACUCAAAAUCGAGAGCAAGAUCGAAGAGAUCGUUGAACCACUGAGAGAGAAAAUCAGAGAUUUGGAAAAAAGCUUCACCCAGAAAUACCCGCCAGUAAAAUUUUUAUCAGAAAAGGACCGUAAAAGAAUUUUGUCUCUGUGUACUUCUGGUUUCCUCCCAUUCUCCCGAACUUGUUUAUGCUGGCUGACUGGAGGACUGGUGAACAUAACCGGAGGAGCGGGCUUCGUGGGCUCCCACCUCACCGACAAGCUCAUGAUGGACGGCCACGAGGUGACUGUUGUAGACAACUUCUUCACAGGCAGGAAGAGGAACGUGGAACACUGGAUCGGCCAUGAGAACUUCGAGCUCAUUAACCACGACGUGGUGGAGCCGCUCUACAUUGAAGUUGACCAGAUAUACCACCUGGCCUCUCCAGCUUCCCCUCCAAACUACAUGUAUAACCCCAUCAAGACCCUGAAGACCAAUACCAUCGGGACACUAAACAUGCUAGGACUGGCCAAACGAGUCGGUGCUCGUCUGCUACUGGCCUCUACCUCGGAGGUGUAUGGAGAUCCUGAAGUCCACCCUCAGAGUGAGGAUUACUGGGGCCACGUGAAUCCAAUAGGACCCCGAGCCUGCUACGAUGAAGGGAAGCGCGUUGCUGAGACCAUGUGCUAUGCCUACAUGAAGCAGGAAGGCGUUGAAGUGCGUGUGGCCAGGAUCUUCAACACCUUUGGGCCACGCAUGCACAUGAAUGAUGGCCGGGUCGUCAGCAACUUCAUCCUGCAGGCGCUGCAGGGAGAGCCGCUUACGGUGUACGGGUCUGGGUCGCAGACGAGGGCGUUCCAGUACGUCAGCGAUCUGGUGAACGGCCUCGUGGCUCUCAUGAACAGCAACGUCAGCAGCCCGGUCAACCUGGGGAACCCGGAAGAACACACAAUCCUAGAGUUUGCUCAGUUAAUUAAAAGCCUUGUUGGUAGUGGAAGUGAGAUUCAGUUUCUCUCAGAAGCCCAGGAUGACCCACAGAAAAGAAAACCAGACAUCAGAAAAGCGAAGAUGAUGCUGGCGUGGGAGCCGGUGGUCCCGCUGGAAGAAGGUUUAAACAAAGCCAUCCACUACUUCCGUAAAGAACUCGAGUACCAGGCAAAUAAUCAAUACAUCCCCAAACCAAAGCCCGCAAGGAUAAAAAAAGGACGGACACGCCAUAACUGAAAACCUCACUUAUCGGGACGGGAGAUCCCGUUUCACACUUGAUGAGAUGUAUUUUUUUUUCUUUUUUCUUUUCCUUUUUUUUUUUUUUUUUGUUAAAGAAAGACUUAAACAGGUGUCAUGAAGAACAAACUGGAAUUUCAUUCAGAAGCUUGCUUUAAAGAAAUGGAUGUGCCUAAAAACUCCCCUCAGAAAACUGCAAAUUUUGCCUUGCACUUUUUAAAAUCUGUCUUUUUAUGUAAAAUAGGGUAGAUGCAUCUUUGCGUAUUUUCACGUUUUUUAUCUUGCUAUGAGAGCAUAUGUCGUGACUGUCAUUGACAGUUUUAUUUACUGGUUUCUUUGUGAAGCUGAAAAGGAACAUUAAAUGGGGUGAAAAAUGCCAAUUUUAUUUAUAAAAGUGGGUACUUAUAAAUGAGACAUUAUACUAUGCAUAAAGACAAAAACAAACAAACAAACAAAAAAUUUAGCAGGAUUGUCAGGUGGGUGACACACCGGCAUUUAUUCUUCAGGCAGAUGAAAGAAUUCUGUUUGAGAGCUUUAUGUUUCUUUUAAUUCAGAAUUUUUCCAAGGUCUAGUUUUUAGUUGCAAACUUGACUUUGAAAUACUUCCGUUGGUUAUCACGAUCAAGGAUAUUUGAAAUCACUACUGUGUUGUGCUGCGUAUUUGGGGCGGGGGUGGGGGGACAAAGUUAACGUAUUCUUGGUUAAAAGUGGUUAAAUAUGCUAUUUUAAUAAAAUAUUGGAACACACUGG